AGAUGAUUUCGAUAAUUCAUUCGCUAUGUUGUAGUUGAAAUGCAUGGAAUUUUUCCAAUUUCGAUUAGGUGACGGGUUUGGUGUAUGAAAACCCGUUUAACCCAACUGGGCCCAACCACAUUAUAGUUAUACAACAAGGACCUGUAACGUUUCCUAAAUGAGACAGAGACUUAUUUUCCCUAGAUUACCUUGCAUUCCCAUGAUUAUCUUCCAAAGACAGAAGCCUUGUCCCUUGCCCUCAAUUCAUUUGAGACAUCAUUUUAACUUCUACCCCUCUCUCUCUAACCUUCUCCUCUCCCCUUCUCUUUUAACCCUCUCUAUAUCUGCCAUCUCGUCUCCCCCUCUCUUUCAGUCUUUUCACUCUCACCGUGUCGUCUCCCCCUCUUUCCAUCCUUUCUUCCUCUCUUUUAAGCCUCUCGCCUCCUUGUCUCUCUCUUAACCCUUUGGUCUCCACACUCUCUCUCUCUCUCUCUCUCUCUCUCUCUCUCUCUGAACUCCCUUAGUGAUGUUCGAUCUCUCAGAUGUUCAGAUCUACUAAAACCCUCCUCUUCAUCUCUUAGAUCUACCAAAACUCUCAUCUUAAUCUCUUAGAUCUACCAAAACUUUCAUCUUAAUCUCUCAAACCAAAACCCUCAUCAUAAUCUCUUAGAUCUACCAAAAUUCUCAUCUUAAUCUCUCAGAUCUACCAAUAUUAUCAUCUUAAUCUCUCAGAUCUACCAAAACCCUCAUCUUAAUUUCUCGGAUCUACCAAAAUUCUCAUCUUAAUCUCUCACAUCUACUACCAAAAUUCUCAUUUUAAUCUCUCAGAUCUAUCAACACUCUCAUCUUAAUUUAUCAAAUCUACCAAAAUUCUCAUCUUAAUCUCUUAGAUCUACCAAAACUCUCAUCUUAAUCAGAUUGUUGAAAUUGAUGAUGAUGAUAAUGAGAUUGAUCAACCUUAGUUUCGACUCUCUCUUUUGAUUUAUGAAGACUCAUGGUGGUGUGCAGUGGCGAUGAUGGUGGUGUUGUGCAAUUUUGUCAGGCCAGAAAAUGUCCACCCAAACGUCGUCCAGUUUUGAGUAUCCUUACAUUCAUUGAAAAGGGUAGAACUGGGAAACUGCCAAGUCGAAUAUCUGAGAGUGAGAUAUUGCCGUCACCCCAUGUGAAAGCCUUAUCAUUUAGUGAGCUUAAGAACGCUACUAGAAACUUCCGUCCCGAUGGUCUUCUUGGAGAAGGAGGAUUUGGUUAUGUUUACAAAGGAUGGCUAGAUGAGCAGACUCUUACGGCCGCAAAGCCUGGAUCUGGAAUCGUAGUUGCUGUGAAGAAGCUUAAACCCCAAGGCUUUCAAGGCCAUAAAGAAUGGCUGUCAGAAGUCAAUUGUCUUGGCCAACUUCAUCAUCCAAAUCUGGUCAAACUUAUUGGCUACUGCUUGGAUGGCGACAACCGGCUAUUGGUCUAUGAGUUCAUGCCCAGGGGAAGUUUGGAAAAUCAUCUAUUCAAAAGGAGUGCACAACCUCUUUCAUGGGAAACAAGGGUUAAGGUUGCCAUAGGUGCUGCUCGAGGACUCUGUUUUCUCCACAGCUCUGAAUCACAAGUUAUAUAUCGUGAUUUUAAAGCUUCCAACAUCCUGCUAGAUUCAGUAAUGAAAAAAAAUGCGCUACUUUCGUUUUGUGAUUGGAUGGGCUCGGUCCAUGAGUUUAAUGCUAAACUUUCGGACUUUGGAUUGGCAAAAGCUGGGCCCACUGGUGAUCAGACUCAUGUAUCUACUCAAGUAAUGGGCACUCAUGGCUAUGCUGCCCCCGAAUAUGUUGCUACAGGUCGGCUGACUGCAAAGUGUGAUGUAUAUAGCUUUGGGGUUGUGUUGCUGGAGCUACUUACAGGGCGUCGUGCCGUUGAUAAUACGAAAACUGGCAUCGAGCAAAAAUUGGUGAAGUGGUCACAAGGCCACUUGGACGAUAAACGUAAGAUAUUCCGAAUCAUGGACACUAGGUUGGGUGGCCAGUACCCUCGAAAAGGAGCUUGCAUGGCUGCCACUCUUGCCAUGGACUGUGUAAGCUCUGACCCAAAAUCCCGGCCCCACAUGGAUGAGGUUUUAGCGAUUCUAGAAGAGCUCCCGUCCCCAAAAUGUAUGUUCAUAUCUUCCCCUUCAGAGAAACCAACAAUACCUAGUCCCUAUGCCAAGUCCCCAGCAUGUCAUGACACCCUAACCCCUAGAGGAUCUCCAUUACCGGCCCACAUGAAAUCUCCAAAGGCACGAUGAUUGGCAAGUGUUCAACUCGGUUUACUUCUUCAAUGUAAAUACUUCUUAGCCUAGUGUUUUGGGUAUGGCUUAUAAGCUGGCUUUUUUGUUUAUUAUCAAAAGAUGUGUAAAAAAGUAAAGAGGUGAUGUGAUCCAAAUAAGUCAAUAAGCUGGUUUUUUUAGUUCAUCCCAAAGAAUAGGGAUAGAAUCUUUGAUCGUAUGACAACAUCUCUAUUUUUUUCUCACUCAAAAUUUUGUCAUCGUUUAGAUCAUCUUCAUCCACGACAUGAAUGUGGAAACAACUUACC
Messenger RNA from Camellia sinensis, 2526 nucleotides. Lineage: Eukaryota; Viridiplantae; Streptophyta; Magnoliopsida; Ericales; Theaceae. The record is from RefSeq and is a predicted model, not a curated record.